Molecule: messenger RNA, 900 nt
Organism: Prorocentrum cordatum
Lineage: Eukaryota; Dinophyceae; Prorocentrales; Prorocentraceae
Source: the annotation of a GenBank genome assembly
AUGGUGGCCAAGCCCGUCAUCGAGGACGUGCUCGGUGGCGUGAACGGGACGAUCUUCGCGUAUGGUCAGACAGGCAGUGGAAAGACGUUCACCAUCACUGGCGGAGCCGAGCGCUAUGCGGACCGUGGCCUGAUCCCGCGCUCGAUCGCGUACAUGUUUGAGGCCUUCAGAAGUCGCAGCGCGCGCUACAAGAUGCACAUCUCCUACCUGGAGGUCUACCAGAACGCCGGCUACGACCUGCUGCGGGAUGACGGGGCGACUCGGCUGGAGGACCUGCCCAAGGUGAACAUCCGGGAGGACGAGGACGGGAACAUGCAUUUGAAGAACCUCUCCGUGUGCCAGGCGGCGUCAGAGGAGGAGGCCCUGAACCUGCUCUUCAUGGGCGACACCAACCGCGUGGUGGCGGAGACUCCGAUGAACGACGCGAGUACCCGGUCGCACUGCCUCUUCAUAAUGUGGGUCGACUCGGAGAGCGGGGGCAGCGACGUGGUCCGCCGCUCCAAGCUGCACCUGGUGGACCUGGCGGGCAGCGAGCGCAUCAGCAACACCGGCGUCACGGGGAAGCUGGCCACCGAGGCGAAGGCCAUCAACCUGUCGCUGCACUACCUGGAGCGCGUGAUCGUCGCCCUCCACAGCCGGAGCCGGGGGCAGGACACCCACGUCCCAUACCGGGACUCUAUGAUGACGAGCGUGCUGCGAGACUCCCUGGGCGGGAACUGCCGGACGACGAUGGUGGCCUGCGCGGCCGUAGAGUCGAGCAACAUCCCCGAGUCGAUAUCCACCUGCUCCUUCGCGCAGCGCGUGGCGCAGAUCAAGAACAACGCCAAGGUGAACGAGGAGCUGGACCCGAAGCUGCUGAUCGCGCGCCUGAAGCGCGAGCUGGCAGAGCUGAAGCAGGAG